Lonchura striata (white-rumped munia) is the source of this 516-nucleotide messenger RNA. NCBI's taxonomy places the organism in Eukaryota, Metazoa, Chordata, Aves, Passeriformes, Estrildidae. The record is from RefSeq and is a predicted model, not a curated record.
AUGAGCGGGGCGGGCGGUGCGGCCGCGUCUCCCGGCGGGGCCGGGGCCGGGGCCGGGGGCGGCACUUCUGCCGAUUCCGAGCUCGACGGCGGCGGCGGCGCUCUUGGCGCUCGCAGCUGCAACGCAGCAGGCAGCACAGGCACCGGAGCCGUAGUGGGCAGCACUGCGGCUGCGGCGGCUUCUCCCAGGAAUGACACCGGUGGUCCCGGGGUGGGUGGAGGCGAGGCUGCUGCUGCUGCUGCUGCUGCUGCUGGAGAAGCGGUGGGUGGGACGAUGAAGCCUGCUGUGAGCAGGGGCGGUGGCAUGGCAGGCGUGGCAUGGAAGGUAGGCACCACCACCGGCGUGGGAGUCCAUCCCACAGUGGGCAGGGCAGAGAACAAUUUGGCUGUGGAAGGAAAGGAUUGGAGGGGCCUUUGCUGUCACUUUGCCAGUGAAAGACAGACUGAAAUAUUAUGUUGUUAUACCCAGAGAACUUUAUUUGACAACAGACACAGAAAUAGAACAGGUUCUUGCUAG